UAUCAGAAACACGGUUUAUCGAUGAAAAUGGAGGGUGAGCAAUAUAGAGCCCAUGUUGUGGUCCUUCCAUAUCCCAGCCAAGGCCACAUCAACCCUCUCCUCCAAUUUGCAAAGCGUUUGGCUUCCAAAGGACUCAAGGCCACGCUAGCCACAACCCGCUACACGGUCAAGUUCGUCCAUGCUCCAAACGUCGGGGUCGAGCCCAUCUCCGACGGGUUCGAUGAGGAAGGGUUCAGUCAGGCCGGGAACGAAGCCGCUUUCCUCAAGUCGUUCGAAGAGCGUGGCUCAAGAACGUUGUCUGAACUUAUAGAGAAGUACUCGAGCACGGACACCCCUGUCACUUGCGUGGUCUACGACUCCUUCUUCCCGUGGGCUCUCAAUGUGGCUAAGCAACAUGAUAUAUUCGGCGCGGCAUUCUUCACCAACUCUAUCACGAUUUCGAACAUAUUCUACCGCUUGCAUAGCGGAUUGCUCAAAUUGCCGCUCGAGUUACACGACGAGGCACUUUUGGUUCCCGGCUUGCCUCCGCUCAACUCGUGGGACCUCCCGAGUUUUCUUCAGUCGCCAGGAAGCUACCCUGCUUACUUAGCCAUGAAGCUGAGACAAUUCACUAACACAGACAAGGCUGAUUGGACAUUUGGAAACAGCUUCGAGGCACUGGAAUAUGAGGAAGCAAAGAGCAUAUCAGACCUUUGGCCAGCAAAGUUGAUCGGUCCAAUGGUUCCGUCUACAUACUUGGACUGUCGCAUAGACAAAGACGAUGCGUAUGGCGCGAGCUUAUGGAAGCCGUUAAACUUUGAGUGCGCCAAUUGGCUCGAGACAAAGCUGCCUAAAUCGAUUGUAUACGUCUCCUUUGGAAGCAUGGUUUCAUUGACCGCGGAGCAAACAGAGGAGAUUGCAUGGGGACUAAAGGAAAGCGGCUUCCCUUGCCUAUGGGUGGUGAGGCCUUCCGAGCUCGAUAAAUUGCCGCAAGGGUUCGGGGAAUUAGUUCAAGAAAAGGUCAUGAUCGCCACGUGGUGCAACCAAUUGGAAGUCCUGGCCAACCAAGCCACGGGGUGUUUCAUGACGCACUGUGGGUGGAACUCGACUCUCGAAGGGCUCAGCAUAGGGAUCCCGAUGAUCGGGAUCCCCCGGUGGGCCGAUCAAUUUACCAACGCUAAGUACGUGGAGGAGAUUUGGGAAGUAGGAGUGAGGGCCAAGGAGGAUGAGGAGGGAGUUGUGAGGAGGGAGGAGGUUAUUAAGAGUCUGAAUGAGGUGAUGAGAGGAGAGCGAAGCAAUGAGAUCAAGAGGAAUGUAAGGAAAUGGAGGGAAUUGGCUAAGGAAGCGAUCGGUGAAGGUGGGAGCUCUGACCGGUGCAUCAAUGAAUUUGUGGAGCACUUGACGUCUCAUGUGAAAGGAGGCAGACAAGUCUGUUGAGGGUCAUUAUCAAGUCUCAGAUUGAGUGAUUCUAGGUUUUCAUGUUCUCUAUUGUUUGUUGGCAUUGUUGUUUUUAGUUUCCUUUGUUGUCCAAUCAAUUUCAUUUAUAAAAGCAACGAAACUUUGAAACGUUGCCUAUUACUUCUU
This is a messenger RNA of Syzygium oleosum, 1563 nucleotides long. RefSeq names its product UDP-glycosyltransferase 74B1. The transcript is spliced from 2 exons. The coding region runs from base 22 to 1416 and encodes 464 amino acids. NCBI's taxonomy places the organism in Eukaryota, Viridiplantae, Streptophyta, Magnoliopsida, Myrtales, Myrtaceae. The record is from RefSeq and is a predicted model, not a curated record. Gene Ontology annotation, molecular function: UDP-glycosyltransferase activity.